Molecule: messenger RNA, 756 nt
Organism: Myodes glareolus (Bank vole)
Lineage: Eukaryota; Metazoa; Chordata; Mammalia; Rodentia; Cricetidae
Source: RefSeq, a predicted model, not a curated record
AUGGCUUCCCCUUGCUCUGGGCACCUUAGCCCCACCGGUCUGCCCCCGCCUGCUGUGGCCACUCCAGGUGAGACCGCAGGUCCCGCUGUGCCCCCCGCACCGCGCUUCCCCGACAUCUAUGGCGGCGACGCGCAGCUCUGGGAGGCGCAUUUCCGCGGCAUCGGGCGCGCCUACCGCGCGCUGGGCAAGGAGGACGACUUCGCCAUCCGCGUGCUCACAGAGGACUUCACGCUGCCCUUUCCGUUCGCCUGGCCACCGGGGCCCGACCCGGCCACCGGGCCGCUCUUCUACGAUCCGCGGGACCGCGCGGGCUUCGAUUUUCUGCUGCGCGGCCCUGGCGCGCCACCCCCCGCGCUGCUGCAACCCCUGCACGCCACGGCGCAGGCAGCCGAGCGCAAGCGACGCCUGGAGCGCCUGGCGCUGAGCUAUGCGGGUGCGGGUCGGCCUCAUGGCUUGGUGCUGCUGGCACCUGCGACCGCUGCUUUCCCGCCCGAAGCGGGCCGUCCUGCUUGGCGCACUUUGGGUCGCGACAGCGAAUAAAGCCUUUGUCUCUCCUGUCCCCUCGUCCUGCAUCGCCCUGCCCCGUGCGCCAGGGAAGCCCUGGAAGGGGCGCGGGACACAAUGCCUGCACGAACUCCACCACCUAGCGAGUCUGUGAGCCUGAUGGAAAAGGAGAUCCAGGCAGGCUGCGAGAAGGAGAAGGGUCGGGGAAGGUGGGAAGUCAGUCCCUCCACCCCAGUGUUGGCUCUCUCACUC